Ogataea angusta is the source of this 633-nucleotide messenger RNA. RefSeq lists its product as uncharacterized. The coding region runs from base 1 to 633 and encodes 210 amino acids. Gene Ontology annotation, biological process: vesicle-mediated transport; intracellular protein transport; vesicle fusion. Gene Ontology annotation, molecular function: SNAP receptor activity; SNARE binding. NCBI's taxonomy places the organism in Eukaryota, Fungi, Ascomycota, Pichiomycetes, Pichiales, Pichiaceae. Gene Ontology annotation, cellular component: membrane; endomembrane system; SNARE complex. The record is from RefSeq and is a predicted model, not a curated record. The transcript has a single exon.
AUGGAUCCCUUUUAUGACGUCUACCACGACGGCCUUGUCCAAUUGGAGCGGCUCAGGUCCACGUCGCCCAACUCGCUGGACUUCAACAACAUCAAAACAGAGCUCAUAGAAACCAUCGGCGACCUCACAAACGCCCUGGAGGUGAUACAGCAGUCCAAGAACCGGGCCAAAACAGGCAACGGAAACGACACUUUCGCCCACAUAGACGCCGCGGAACUGCGCUCGCGCGAGGCCAAACUGCAAGACCUCAAGUCGCAGUUCAGCGACGUGCUCAAAUCCGUCGACCUGCCCGGCCAUUACUCAGACAACCCGUUCGAAGACCCGCCUCCCAUCGAUCAACAGUAUACCCAGCAGCUUUUGCAAGAGCAGGACGACAUCAUCUCGCACGACCUCACGAAGUCGAUCCAGAAUUUGCAUCAGCAGGCUCUCACGAUCGGAAACGAGCUCGACUACCACCAGGAGCUGCUGCAAGACGUGGAGCAGGAUAUUGACAGACUCAACUUCAAGAUGGUGAACCACGGCAUCAAAAGAAUCAAUAGAUUUCUCGAGACGAACGAGCGGGGCGGCAAUUGCUGCAUUGCCGUGCUUGUCGCUGUGCUAGUCAUAAUUUUAGUGUUACUGAUUGUGUUAUAG